GUGUGGGCGCUCGCUGGAGCAGGGUCGCAUGGGAUUUGUAGUUCACAGCUGGUGAAACAGCAGCUAGGAUUCCGGUGCCGCUGGCCGGAAAGGACUACAGUUCCCAGAAGGCAGCGCGGGCGUUGACACCCUGGAGACGAGGAAAACAGUGAGAGGGAGGAGUUUGAAUCAGAAAGUUCUCGGUGUUUGUUGUCGUAGCCGAUACAAACUCGUAGAUCCACACGGGCAUUCACUUUAGAGAGGACGAGGAUGGCAAGUCAGGGCCUCGGAAAUGGCGGGGCAGCUGCUGGAGGAGGGGGCCUCGGUGCCAGUGGCUCGGCUUUCUCGGUCACCCCUUUCCCUGUGUCGGGCCCAGGAGCCGGCCUGGGUCCGCUAGUCUCCGUGUGGGAGUGGGAAGACGAGGCGGGUCGUUGGAGGCCCUACAGCAGCCGGGUUAGCGAGCACAUAGAGCGCAGCCUCCAGCAUUUACAGGGAGCGGCUGCGGCGACAGCUAAAGGAAUCAACAGCAUCUCCCUGGGCCAGGCCGAGCCCAGGUUGGCCCCCUACAUCAUCGAUAUCCCCACACUCACCCAAUUCCGACAAGACACAGGUAAGGCCAGCCCCUCGCUCCCAAAACUGUCAGCAAGAUCUGAUCAGUACUGCCUGAUCACGUACUGA
Molecule: messenger RNA, 657 nt
Organism: Rhincodon typus (whale shark)
Lineage: Eukaryota; Metazoa; Chordata; Chondrichthyes; Orectolobiformes; Rhincodontidae
Product: probable E3 ubiquitin-protein ligase DTX2
Exons: 1
Coding region: 250-657 (135 amino acids)
Molecular function (GO): zinc ion binding
Source: RefSeq, a predicted model, not a curated record